AUGAAUCUUGACUUGAUUCUCAAUCCCAUCGGCGCCCAGCCUGCGCAAGCUGCGGCGGUCAUUGUGGCCAUUCCAGCACAACCAGUCAGCACCACGACUGCACCCGAUCUCAACCAGGUCUUCGUCUGCGAGUUCUCAGGCGCUGGGAGCUGCAACACCGAGCAGGAGUUCACACCGUUUUUCCGGUCGGUCGUCUCUGACUUCUUCGGCCGCAACAAGCUCCAAACGAUGUGCAUUCCCAACGUCAUCUGGUGCAGAAUGCACUAUCAGCGUGCGUCGUCCCGCCGGCCUAAGAAUCAGAAGAUGGCAUGGCAACACCAGAGGAUUGCGAUCAUCCGGGAAGUGUUCGACCGCAUCGCCGCAUUGCACCCGGGCGUAAGCUACGAUGUUCAGCUCGUAGCUAGGGAGCAGGAUCGCCUGGACCAGUGGCUGCGUUUCAACAGGGGAAUGGAGGCUGAUCCGCGCAUUGCGGAGGCCAAGGCCCCGGAGCCGAAAGGCAAAGGUCGCGUGACCUUCAAGGCUCCUUUUGAGGUCCUGGCGAAGCUCGAUCCGUACAAGGGCAAGAACAAGUCGAGAGCGGAGUGCGAGGUGAUCCUCGCUUUCAUCGCGCAGAUGGUCGACAACGAAGAGACCGAGCAGGUCCCCGUCGUCGAAUUUCUCAAGCGUUGCGGAAACCCAAACCAGCCUGUCACCUGCUCGAAGUGCAUCCUCGCCGCCGGCACAGGCAGCAACCUAUACGAUGCCAGCACCUUCCUCGCUGCUGCCGCUCACCUUUCGCCCACUCUCACUCUUCAAGCCGCCCAGCAGGCCGCCCGGCAGGCCGCCCAGGAGGUUGCCCAGGAGGCUGGCCAGGAAGCCGAUGCUUGA
Molecule: messenger RNA, 867 nt
Organism: Coniosporium apollinis CBS 100218
Lineage: Eukaryota; Fungi; Ascomycota; Dothideomycetes
Exons: 2
Coding region: 1-867 (288 amino acids)
Source: RefSeq, a predicted model, not a curated record